This is a messenger RNA of Lates calcarifer (barramundi perch), 2167 nucleotides long. RefSeq names its product interleukin 6 receptor (gene il6r). Gene Ontology annotation, biological process: cytokine-mediated signaling pathway. Lineage: Eukaryota; Metazoa; Chordata; Actinopteri; Centropomidae. The record is from RefSeq and is a predicted model, not a curated record. Bases 198 to 1769 code for a protein of 523 amino acids. The transcript has 10 exons. Gene Ontology annotation, molecular function: cytokine receptor activity; protein binding. Gene Ontology annotation, cellular component: external side of plasma membrane.
ACGGGUCUCACGGAGAGCAGACUGCUGCAACCAGAGGAAGCGCUUUAACUAUUCUGCCCGUAGUGGAGGACUUUCAGUAGCUCGACAGACUCUGAUGAUGAUCAAAGUUUGAUCGGAGUCACAACAGUCUCCAUCUGAUGCAGUGUACGCGCAGGUGAUGGUGUGACGACUCGGUAAAGGGAGAUUCAUGCACAAAAAUGCGGAUUUUUCUCCCUUUGCUGUCUGUUCUUUGCGCCACGCAGGUCCACAGCAUUUUCCACGCAACCUGUCCCAGAAAGGACCCUCCCCCCGGUGUGUUGGUUUUAUCCCCAGGCAAUAAGCUGGUUCUGACCUGCAAAGGCCAUGUAACGGUGGAUGGACUAAAGGUCAACAUUGACGGAAACAGCUCAAACACCAACAGAGGACUGACUUCAACAGUUGCACCCACAACCAUUGGGAAUAUUGUAAACACUGGACAUACUAUGGACAGUACUGUAAGUGAGACGUACCACUCAGAGUCAGAGGUCAGUACUGUGCAUCGCUGGAAGUGGAACGGGUGGACAGUGGGGAACGGAAAGAGAGACUGGGGUGAAAUCGCAUUUGAGAAUAGAGGGGCUACACUGUCUCUGUUCUCAGUAAGAGUGACAGACUCUGGGAAGUACACUUGUCAUCACAGAGGCAGAGAGAGGUUCUCCCUAAAAGUUAUUGUUGCAGAUCCUCCUGAGACUCCCAGCCUGUCCUGCUACAAAAGGUCACCCAACAGUAAGAUUCGCUGUGAGUGGGCACCUCAGAAGCCUGUAACUAAACAGGUGAACUGUUACCUUGUACUAAAUAAAAGACCAGCAGACACAUUUCAUCAUCACCAGUGCUCAUACUCAUCUCGGCUCUCCCGCUACUGGUGCGCUCUGGACCACAAUGAGGACGAGCUGAGAACAUCUCACACGGCCUACCUGUGUGUUACGAGUGUCACGGGCAAUGCCACCAGCACCUGGAUCUCCUUCAAACCAAUGGACAUUAUAAAACCGGAUCCUCCAUCAGAUGUGAAAGUCACACAGGAGGAGGGACAUGAGACAUGGAUAAAGGUCACCUGGAAUUUUCCAACCUCCUGGAAAUAUGAAGACAGAUAUUACAAACUAAUCUAUGAGGUCAAAUACAGACCUCUCAAGUCUUCAUAUGUCCAGGUACAGGGUAUAAACACAAAACGCUCCCUCAUUAUCAGGGAUAUAAUGCCUGGUGUUGAGUACCUGAUACAGCUCAGAACUAAGGAGGAAUAUGACGGUCGGUGGAGUGACUGGAGUACACCUGUCAAUGGCAGCAGCUGGACAGCUCAAAGUGAAGAUCUGACAGCCACUUCAGAUCCUGUCCCAGGAUCCUCAGAGGAAGGAUCUACUACAGAUGAAGACCUGACUGAUGCAGUUGUGGCUGUUGAACCAGUGGACGGAGACGGGAAGGUGUCGCACCACCAUCUAUGGAUCUCUGGUUCAUUUGUCCUCUUGUUAGUCAUUUUAGCUGCCUACAUAUUCAGACACAAGGACAGAUUUAUGUCUAAACUCCACAGCAUGAGUGUCAUCAUCCAGCCUAGUGACUCGACUCAGCUCCCACCCUCCGCCCCAGCAGCCCCAGAAGGACAGGCCCUGGUGACCUUUACACCUCCACGUUACAAAGAACCACCACCGAGCAAAGCAGAAGAAGAAGGGGAAGAAGAAAAUGAGGAAGAACAGAGGGUGAAGGAGAGGAUAGAACCCAUGCACUUCAACAACACAAGUUAUUUCUUGAUCCCAAGGGAGUAAUGGACACUCAAAAGUGCCAUGAAGCUAGCUCGAACAUUUUUUGUAUAGCUAUAUUGGUUUUUUUCACUUAAGAACUAGUGUCACAUAUUACAAAAGGAUAAUGGACUCAACAUUUUUAUAGUUUUGCUGUGAGCUCCUUUUGGAAGCAAACUCAGCAACAGCUUGUAAAGCCUCCUUCCCUAUUUCUCUAUCUCAUGCCUAAAAUACCUCUGAAGAUUCUUCGUUGCUGUAUUUGUCCUAAGAGCAGCAUACUCUGUUCUAUGCGUGUGCCAGUUUAAAAUGUGUUGACAAACUAUAGACUGGAUGUAUGUCUAAUUAAUGUAUAGGCUUGCAUCUACCUCAUGUUCUGCCUGAAAAUAAUUUUGCUAAGGUUUAUCAAAUAUAUCACUCACAUUCUG